CUUUUAUAUAAUAGUGUCUAUAUGAGGUUCAUAUUUCAGUUCUUCAGCUGCUUAAUGUCUCUUAAUGAGUUUGAGCAUAUUGGUGGGCCUGGGUUGUUCGUGUGAAUCGAUAACCAAAAUGCCCAGAGUAACAGAAUGAGCUUCUCCUGGACAAAGAACCCGUCCACCUCCCAAGUGUAAUGGUCAAGUGUCAUGUUGAAAGUCAUCCAAUAUCCCCUGAUAUAAAUUCUGUGGCACAAUCAACCGAAGAUGUUCCUGAAACAGAGAAUAAAGAAAUCAGACAGAAGAAUGACAGGAAGGAGCUGAUGUCAAAUCUGAGUUUUAAACAGAUCUCCAUUAGUGAGUGCCGAUCUAUAUCAGCCAGGAACCCAGACCCUUUUGGACGAAGCAAAUAGCCUCGGACAAGAGCCUGGUUUUUACCAAGUCACUGAACACUGUCUUCUCAGAAUUGAACAGUAGACAUCCAAAGAAGAUAUUUAGCUAACAGAGUUUUUUGGGGGUCUUCAGAUCAAUGUAUAACUUUGAGGUAUCUGUACGCCAACUUGCAUUGCUGGGCUUCUGGUAAAGGCAUGACAGCAUUGCUUGUUGCAGUGACGACUUUGUGCAUGUUUCUGAAAAAGCGAUGUCUGAAGUUCAUCUUAAUGAAAAGUAACCACCAUAUGUGGGUAUGCAUCUGCUCUGGGAAUGCUGAAAUAACUUUUGCAUGUGUGAAAAUAUGUCUACUCUUUCUAUCUUUGCACACGGUGAAUUUUGUCACCUCACGGUAUGCUGAAAAACACGUACUGGAUGGCCGAAGAAAAAACGUAGGUCAGGAAGUGGCUACACAACUAAAAUGAACCUGCAGCUGCUUAUUUGAAAGUUUUUGUAUUGAGCAUCUGAUGGACGAUGGACAAAAUGCAGCUCCUGAUAAUCUGGUGUACUGCCUUUAUUUGCAUUUGUGGAGAAAAUGAAGGUAAAGCUUUUGUUUGUUUUUUCCCCAGCCUCUCUCUUUGGUUUUAAUUUUAAAAGAUGUCUGUUAAGAAAGCAACAAAAGAGAUUUCAUUUGAGCAUGAUUGUGACUGCGUACUUAUGUGACAGAAAUGGCCAAUUUGUUUCCUUCAAUUGAUUUAUUAUUUAUUUGUUUCACUGAUGAGGUUUAAGUCAGGAGUUAAUUAAAACGAUAAAAAGACAAGUUUUUGAGAAAAAUAUCUAAAUAGCUACUGGAUAUUUAUGUUAUAAGCUCUAAAAGUUUUUAAAACUAUAUUGUCUAUUGUAAUGUUAUAAACAAGCAAUAGUCAUAUAAAUAAACAACCCUGUAAUAAUUCUGUAUUGUUUUGCCCAGUUUUAUUGGAAAUGGCUGGCAAUGUUUGGCAAUAAGCACUUUUUAAAAAAUCUAAUUAAGCAUGAUAUUGUACUUGACAGUACUUUGAAAAUUGUGUCAUGAAAAUCAAAUUAAUCUUUUGAAAUUACAGUUUCUUCGUGUGAAGUGAUGGCCGAAGUGCUAAGAGGAGAAGCAAAACGUGUUUCCCCUGGAGAAAAUCUGACAGUCAAGUGUCCCGUCAAACACUGUGGGGAGUUAUUCAAUGUCAUUUGGUUUAAAUUCUCUAACACAUUAGAGACCUGGGAAAACAUUUCAGACACAGAGAACAUAAGAAUCACACAGAAAGACGACAAAGAGAAUCUGACCUCAUAUUUAAGUUUUGAGCAGGUUUCCAUUAAUGAUAGCGGCCUGUACAGAUGUGCUUUAGGACACAGUAACGAAUUUACCAGCCAUCACAUCAACAUCUCAGUUUCAGAACUAAACAAAGGAGUAGAAAACCCCGAUGAUGAUGCAGACAGUAUUGGUGACGAUCGCUCCACGCUACACUUCCUCCUGAUUGGUGUUACCAUUAUAUUUCCGAUCGCCAUGGCGAUAGUGUUGAUCCUCGUGUGCGUUCAGGGCUGGAAACAAAUGUGGACUUGCAACAAUAAAAAUCAAGAGGAAAAACCUACACGUAUGCUAUCAGAACUCCCCGAGACGAGCGCCUCUUCUUCUCCCAGCCUGCGAACUCAAUUCUCAGAUCUGAGCAACACUUGUUCUUCAAGUAAACCAGAGAGAACAUCAACAUCCCUCGCUCUCGCUCUCACUGCGAAUGUUGCAGAUACAGCAGCUAAUAGUCAAGCUUAAACUAUGCAGUGUUUACCAUAAUCAACUACCAACAAUGUGGGGCACCAGCCAGGAAGUACACAUGUAAGCAGGAUGAAGCAACAAAUUGCUGUUAUCAACGCCUUAAACGUUGAUAACGUUUAAGGCGUUGAUCUAACUGUAUCUAACUGAGAAUAAGUUAGAAACAUCCAGACUUACGUGGAAGUAUAGAUGACCCACACAAGUAUGAAUGUGCAGAACAUCCACUUAUUUUGGGUGUUGGUUAAGUGACCGUGCAAAAAGAGGGCAGUUACAUUUAAAGUAACUGCAUCAUCAAAAGAUGAUUUUUUUAUGUGCAUUUAUCAUUUCAUGUUGUAAUCUCAGCAAUUCAGGGAUUUGAAAAACUGAAAGUAUUAUUUUAAACAAAUAUGUGUUUUGCGUUACUUUUACUUAAGAUUAUUAAAUGUCUGAAAUGCUGUGUAAAUUCAAAGAGCAAUGUCAAGAAAAAACACACAAGACCAUUCUGUCACACAUUUCCUGUACAACAUAUUCAUCAAUGGUGAAUGUUGUUUCUGGUGUUUUUGGCUGGUCAUGCAUGUAAAAGAGCUCUUGAUGAUAAAGAGACUUGGGAGAAAAGGGUUAA
Molecule: messenger RNA, 2747 nt
Organism: Poecilia latipinna (sailfin molly)
Lineage: Eukaryota; Metazoa; Chordata; Actinopteri; Cyprinodontiformes; Poeciliidae
Exons: 5
Coding region: 1469-2146 (225 amino acids)
Biological process (GO): immune response-regulating cell surface receptor signaling pathway
Cellular component (GO): plasma membrane
Molecular function (GO): signaling receptor activity
Source: RefSeq, a predicted model, not a curated record